AUGGGCAGCCUCGCCGGCAGGGUGGUGGCCAGGCGGCCGCGGUUCCUGUGCCUGCACGGGUUCCGGACCAGCGGUGAGAUCAUGCUGAAGCGGGUGGUGGGGAAUUGGCCCGUUGAGGUCACGACGCGCUUCGACCUUUUCUUCGCCGACGCGCCCUUCCCUGUCGAGGGCAAGUCCGACGUCGACGGCGUCUUCGACCUACCCUACUACGAGUGGUUCCAGUUUGACAAGGUUGCUGCUUGCUUUGGGGGAGAUAAGCACGGCCUGGAGAUAAGGAAUCAAGGAGACAAAGAGGGAGAGCGGGAGAGGAGCAUAGCCAGAUCCAAGAUGCUUAGAUAA
Messenger RNA from Hordeum vulgare subsp. vulgare (domesticated barley), 339 nucleotides. RefSeq lists its product as uncharacterized. NCBI's taxonomy places the organism in Eukaryota, Viridiplantae, Streptophyta, Magnoliopsida, Poales, Poaceae. The transcript is spliced from 2 exons. The record is from RefSeq and is a predicted model, not a curated record. Bases 1 to 339 code for a protein of 112 amino acids.